Alternaria alternata is the source of this 1566-nucleotide messenger RNA. RefSeq names its product P-loop containing nucleoside triphosphate hydrolase protein. The transcript is spliced from 3 exons. NCBI's taxonomy places the organism in Eukaryota, Fungi, Ascomycota, Dothideomycetes, Pleosporales, Pleosporaceae. The record is from RefSeq and is a predicted model, not a curated record. Bases 96 to 1277 code for a protein of 393 amino acids. Gene Ontology annotation, biological process: DNA repair; DNA-templated DNA replication. Gene Ontology annotation, molecular function: DNA binding; ATP hydrolysis activity; DNA clamp loader activity. Gene Ontology annotation, cellular component: Rad17 RFC-like complex; nucleus; DNA replication factor C complex.
UAGCAGACUACAUACCGCCAAUCCGCCAGUUGUACUCCCCCAAUCCGACCUCAAUAUCCAAUAAAGCAGCCGGCAGCACCAGUUCAGUCAUCGCAAUGUCCGACUUCGAAGAUGAGAUGGACGUGGAUGCGCCCGCCGUAGACAACUCUAUCACAUUUGGCGGAGACCAGAAGAAAGGCAAGAGGAGCGCUGCAAACCUGCCUGUUGAGGCUGAGGACUCUUUGCCAUGGGUAGAGAAGUAUAGGCCAAACUCUUUAGAUGACGUCGAAGGCCACAAGGAUAUAAUAGCUACCAUAAACAAAUUCGUAGACUCAAAUCGACUGCCCCAUCUCCUCCUUUAUGGCCCACCAGGUACCGGAAAGACGUCGACCGUCCUCGCACUCGCACGUCGCAUAUACGGGAACAAGAACAUGCGACAAAUGGUCUUGGAGCUCAACGCAUCAGAUGACAGAGGUAUCGACGUCGUGCGAGAGCAGAUCAAGACAUUCAGUAGCACAAAGCAGAUCUUCGCUGCGGCGCCUAAAGCAGGAGACUCAUCGCUUGCGACAUUCAAGCUCAUCAUCCUGGACGAGGCAGAUGCCAUGACUGCGACUGCCCAGAUGGCCCUGCGCCGCAUCAUGGAGAAGUACACCGCCAACACACGCUUCUGCAUCAUCGCAAACUACACACACAAACUUUCGCCCGCCCUGUUAUCGCGAUGCACGAGGUUCAGGUUCUCUCCGCUCAAGGAUCAGGACAUCAGGAAUUUAGUUGACAAAGUCAUUGAGGAGGAGAAGGUCAACGUCACACAAGAUGCCACCGACUCGCUUGUCACGCUCAGCAAAGGAGACAUGAGGCGCGCACUGAAUGUAUUGCAGGCCUGCCACGCAUCAAGCACGCCGCUUCAAACACCGGGCAAGCCUGUACCCGACCCGAGCACCAUCGUACGCGACCAGAUCACGCAGACUACCAUCUACGACUGCAUAGCAGCCCCGCACCCCUCAGACAUCAAGUACAUCAUCGAGACGUUGCUAUCGAAGAACGACAUGACGGAGUGUUUGAGGACGGUCAACAACCUGAAGAUCAUGAAGGGACUUGCGUUGGCAGAUAUCCUGACUGCAAUUAGUGAGGAGCUGGUCAGUAACGAAGUUCCACCCCAGGUCAUGGUGACGUGGAUGGCAGGCCUGGCAGAUAUAGAAUACAGGCUGAGUGGAGGUGGAAGUGAAUCCAUACAGACGGGCGCGGCGAUUGGCGUUGUAAGGACAGGCGUGGAGUUGCUAGAGACGGGCAAGAAGUAGCGCUACCCACAUGAGUUGUGGCAAAAGAUGCAUGCAGGAGUGUUGGCAAAAUGAUACCAUUCGAUGCGCAGAAGCAAUGCGACAAGAUUUGAUUCGCCGCCGACCAACGAUCGAAAACGUGAUGUUGUACUACGAUAGUGUGGGGUGAUUGAGUGUCAAGACUGGGAGGGAAGUAGCACGGCCAUUGCAUGUUGUGGCAAAAGAGCUACGAGAGAGUCUUCAGAAACCGCGCCAUUCGCAUGCGCAAAAAGCAGUUUGACAAGGUUUCAUCCGCACCAUUGGAGAAUCG